UGAUGUUUGUAGGAAUUUUUUUUUCAAAUUUUGUAACUUGUGAAAAAUUAUGGUGGAUUUGCAGUAAUUAGGGUUUUUAUCUGUGCAGUUUACUAGAUUCUCUCUAGAUUUCACUCCGAUAUUUCAGGUCAAGGGAGGUUUUCUUGCUUAGGGGAAGAGAAAAGAAAAUGUCAGGAUCUGAGACAGGAGUGAAUGUGAUGACGAGUAGAGAACCGUUCAACACGGGUAUUCAGAAGAGUGUGGUACAGCCACAGCCGGUAGUACAGAACAUGCGUUUAGCGUUUAGUUCUGACGGGACAGCUGUGUACAAACCAGUGACUCCACCGUCACCUACCUACCAGCCCAACCCGGCGGAUGGUGGGCCCACAGGGGUGACAUCUCCACAAGGAGCGAAUAUGAACAUGGGAGGGAGUGAGUCCAUGAAGCGGAAGAGAGGUAGGCCGAGAAAGUAUGGGCCAGACGGCACAAUGGCACUGGCUCUCGUGCCUUCACCUACAUCUGCCUCCGCUAAUCAAUCGGGUGGCGGAGGCUUCUCUCCUCAAGGAGGAUCGGCUUCGCCAAAUUCUUUGAAGAAAGUUAGAGGAAGACCGCCUGGUUCUAGCAAGAAACAUCAGCUUGAAGCUCUUGGAUCAGCCGGGGUUGGAUUUACACCACAUGUUAUCACUGUGAAAGCUGGAGAGGAUGUAUCAUCGAAAAUAAUGUCAUUUUCUCAGCAUGGUCCCAGAGCUGUCUGUAUCCUCUCAGCAAAUGGAGCCAUAUCUAAUGUGACUCUCCGUCAACCAGCAACAUCUGGUGGAACUGUAACCUAUGAGGGGCGAUUUGAGAUUCUUUCACUUUCUGGUUCAUUUUUGCUAUCUGAAAAUGGUGGUCAGCGGAGUAGAACUGGAGGACUUAGCGUGUCAUUAUCUGGCCCAGAUGGUCGUGUUUUAGGUGGUGGAGUGGCUGGUCUGCUAACUGCUGCAUCCCCUGUUCAGGUGGUUGUGGGGAGUUUCAUUGCUGAAGGUCGGAAGGAAUCAAAAUCAUCUAACCAUAUGGAACCUUUAUCUGCCCCUUCAAAGAAUAUUGCAGGUGGUGGGUCUGCAGGAGCUAGCAGCCCACCCUCACGCGGGACUCUGAGCGAGUCGUCCGGUGGACCUGGGAGCCCACUUAAUCAGAGUACAGGGGCCUGCAAUAACAAUCACCCACAAGGCAUGGCCACAAGCAUGCCAUGGAAGUAAAUGCUCUGUAACUGAAAAGCUAAUUUGUGUAGUAGGCAUGGGCUCUGGUGUUGUGUACUAUUUACUGUAGGCAUUAAAGAGACCCAUUAGUAAUCUAAGCAAUGUGUAAGUUCUGUAGAAUAAGACUAUCACAUGCUUUCUGUAUUUGACUUUGAUGCUGGCUGGAAAGUGGGAGUUAGGUAGCUUUUAGAGGUGGGCUUUGGCUUUUGAGGUGGCUGUUGUUUAGAAGAUAGAGAGGUUUUUUUAGAAGGUUUUAGAACAGUUUGCCAUUGUAUUGGCUCAUUGUAGUUGUU
This is a messenger RNA of Pistacia vera, 1510 nucleotides long. RefSeq names its product AT-hook motif nuclear-localized protein 10. Lineage: Eukaryota; Viridiplantae; Streptophyta; Magnoliopsida; Sapindales; Anacardiaceae. The transcript is spliced from 6 exons. Gene Ontology annotation, molecular function: minor groove of adenine-thymine-rich DNA binding. The coding region runs from base 168 to 1217 and encodes 349 amino acids. The record is from RefSeq and is a predicted model, not a curated record.